Molecule: messenger RNA, 1371 nt
Organism: Cordyceps fumosorosea ARSEF 2679
Lineage: Eukaryota; Fungi; Ascomycota; Sordariomycetes; Hypocreales; Cordycipitaceae
Product: PLC-like phosphodiesterase, TIM beta/alpha-barrel domain protein
Exons: 5
Coding region: 1-1371 (456 amino acids)
Biological process (GO): lipid metabolic process
Molecular function (GO): phosphoric diester hydrolase activity
Source: RefSeq, a predicted model, not a curated record
AUGAUGCAGCUUUCGAGUCUAGCGCUGGCAACGGCCACAGCCUUGCUCUUCCCUCUCGCCAGCGCCGCACCGACGGACGCCAGAACGACAGAUGGCAUCUCCAGCUGCGGCUCAGCGUGGAUGCCCAGAGACGAUGUCACGAUUGGACGGGGCACCGACAAGCGAAGGGGCUUCUCUUCUGCCGUGCAGGCCUUUUGCUCUGCUGCUGAUGGGAGGGUCGUCAAGCCCAACGGCUACCUUUCCCUCUCCACCGAGGUCUUUCUGAAUGGCGGCAAGAAUCCUUCCGAAUACGGCAUUCAGGGUUUUGUCAACUUCGAGGUGCACAACAAGAUCAAGUCGGGCCAUACCAUCUCCAAGAAUGACUGCGUUCGAUAUCUCAACGCGCUCAGCGCAGACGGCGGCAAGUGCUCCGGCGCCACCAACAAGGACACCAAGGGCGGCACCUGGCAGGUCGGCUCCGACGGCAUCUCCUACCACGCGCUCGGCUACGAGACGCCGCCCAAGCAGGACGCCGUCAACGAAAUCUUCGAGGGAUCAGCCAUCACCGCCCAGAGCGCCAACAAGGGCGCCGGCCCCCCCUUGAGCCCGUGGCCGCUGGCCUCCCUCGACAACGUCCAGCCCGUCGCCUGCCACUCCCACAACGACUACGACCGCGACGUGCCCGUCUUCUCCGCGCUCAGCGCCGGCUGCAUUGCCGUCGAGGCCGACGUCUUCCUCUCCGGCGGCGACGUCAUCAUCGGACACGUCCUGCCCACCCCCGGCCGCACCUUGCGCCUGCAGUACACCGAGCCCCUGCGCGCCAUCCUCGACCACAACAACGGCGGCGCGCCGGGAGGAGAUAAGGGGAUCUUCGCGGCGCACCCGGAGCAGAGGUUUGUGCUGAUGGUGGACUUUAAGACGUCGGACGCGGGCACGCUGGACGCGGUGGCGGCGGCGCUACAGCCACUGCGCGACGGCGGCUACCUGAGCAGCGUGGAGGGCGGGAGGUUUGUGCAGCGCGCGGUGACGGUGGUGGCGAGCGGCGCCGCGCCGUUUGACAGGAUCAGCGCGGGGGAGGGCGUGCCGGGGCGGGACGUCUUCUAUGAUGCCCAGGUGGAUGAUCUGGAGACCAAGUAUAAUGCGAGCAACUCGUACUACGCGUCGGCGGACUUUCAGAGCGCGAUCGGGAAGCCGGGGAGCGUGGAGGCGUUUUCGGAUGCGCAGAGGGCAAAGGUGAAGGCGCAGGUGGACGCGGCGCACGCGGCCGGACUCAAGGUCCGCUACUGGAACCUGCCGGGAGAGUACAUGUGGGAGCCCCUGGCGGCUCUCGGCGUCGACUACCUGAAUGCCGACGACAUGUCCAACACGGCACGGCUCAAGCGCAUCCAGUGA